This is a messenger RNA of Chrysochloris asiatica (Cape golden mole), 2313 nucleotides long. It is a transcript of the gene SLC45A4, whose product is annotated as solute carrier family 45, member 4. The record is from RefSeq and is a predicted model, not a curated record. The transcript has 7 exons. Gene Ontology annotation, biological process: transmembrane transport. The coding region runs from base 1 to 2313 and encodes 770 amino acids. Gene Ontology annotation, molecular function: sucrose:proton symporter activity. Gene Ontology annotation, cellular component: membrane. Lineage: Eukaryota; Metazoa; Chordata; Mammalia; Afrosoricida; Chrysochloridae.
AUGAAAAUGGCUCCGCAGAAUGCUGACCCUGAGUCUAUGCAAGUUCAAGAGUUGCCUGUACCCGUGCCGGACCCACACAAGCCCACCAGCAAGGAGGCCGAGAAUCGCGACGAGACCACCAGCGAAGGCUCCAUCGACCGGAUCCCCGUGCGCCUGUGGGUGAUGCAUGGGGCCGUGAUGUUCGGCCGUGAAUUCUGUUACGCCAUGGAAACAGCCUUGGUCACGCCGAUCCUGCUGCAGAUUGGUCUCCCAGAGCAGUACUACAGCCUCACCUGGUUCUUGAGCCCCAUUCUCGGUCUCAUCUUCACACCGCUUAUCGGCUCGGCCAGUGACCGCUGCACCCUGAGCUGGGGCCGCCGGCGUCCAUUCAUCCUGGUCCUGUGCAUCGGCGUCCUCUUUGGUGUGGCUCUCUUCCUCAACGGCUCCGCCAUCGGUCUGGCUCUUGGCGAUGUCCCCAACCGGCAGCCCAUCGGCAUCGUCCUCACGGUGCUGGGCGUGGUGGUCCUGGACUUCAGUGCUGACGCCACAGAAGGGCCGAUCCGCGCCUACCUGUUGGACGUGGUAGACAGCGAGGAGCAGGACAUGGCCCUCAAUAUUCACGCCUUCUCUGCGGGCCUUGGGGGUGCCAUCGGCUACGUGCUGGGCGGUCUGGACUGGACACAGACCUUCCUGGGCUCCUGGUUCCGGACGCAGAACCAGGUGCUGUUCUUCUUUGCGGCCAUUGUGUUCACCAUCUCAGUGGGCCUGCACCUCUUCAGCAUCGAGGAGGAACAGUACAGCCCCCAGCAGGAUCGCUGCGUCACCGACUCUGAGGCCGAGGCCGAGGCCCUGGCCCUGGCUCGCCGCGCCGGCACCUCAGACGGCGUACUCUUCCCGGACGAGGUGCAGUCAGAGCACGAGCUGGCCUUGGACUACCUGGACGCAGACAUGGUGCGGAGCAAGAGCGACUCGGUGCUGCACAUGCCGGACGCCACGCUGGACAUGGAGUCCGAACUGCUCUUCCUGCACGACAUCGAGCCUUCCAUCUUCCACGACACCGCCGCCCCCGGCACUCCGCCCGGCACCAGCCAGGAGCUCGCCAAGGCCAGACUGCCCCGCCUGCCCACCUUCCUCAGGGACAGCACCCAGGAGGACACCGUGCUGCUGGACAACCACGCCGAUGAGGCCAAGGUCCCCAAUGGCAGCGGCUCCCCGCCGCACGAUGGGCUGAGCGCUUACACCCGCGUCGACCUGAAGCCCCCGGCCGCAUGCGGCUCCGUGCGGCGGCGACGGCACGUGUUCCGCCGACAGGCCUCCAGUACCUUCUCCUACUUUGGCAAGGUCGGCUCCCACCGCUACCGGUUCCGGCGCGCCAACGCCGUGGUGCUCAUCAAGUCCUCGCGCAGCAUGAACGACCUAUAUGAGCUGCAGAAGCGGCAGCGUGGCCGCCAGCGCAACCCGAGCGGCGUCACCACGUCCAGCGGGGACACGGAGAGCGAGGAGGGCGAGGCCGAGACCACCGUGCGCCUGCUCUGGCUGUCCAUGCUGAAGAUGCCCGCCGAGCUGACCCGGCUCUGCCUCUGUCACCUUCUCACCUGGUUCUCCGUCAUUGCUGAGGCUGUGUUUUACACCGACUUCAUGGGUCAGGUCAUCUUCGAGGGUGACCCCAAGGCCUCCUCCAACUCAACAUCCUGGCAAGCCUACAACGACGGGGUGAAGAUGGGCUGCUGGGGCCUGGUCAUCUACGCGGCUACCGGUGCCGUCUGCUCAGCUCUGCUUCAGAAGUACCUGGACAACUACGACCUGAGCAUCAGGGUCAUCUACGUGGUGGGCACGCUGGGCUUCUCCAUCGGCACCGCCAUCAUGGCCAUGUUCGCCAACGUCUAUGUGGCCAUGGUGAUGAUCAGCACCAUGGGCGUCGUCUCUAUGAGCAUCUCCUACUGCCCGUACGCCCUGCUGGGCCAGUACCACGAGAGCAAGCAGUACGUCCACCACAGUCCCGGCAACUCCAAGCGAGGCUUUGGCAUCGACUGCGCCAUCCUGUCCUGCCAGGUCUAUAUCUCCCAGAUCCUGGUGGCCUCGGCCCUCGGGGGAGUGGUAGAUGCUGUCGGCACCGUCCGAGUCAUCCCCACAGUGGCCUCCGUGGGUUCUUUCCUGGGCUUCCUAACGGCCACCUUCCUGGUCAUCUAUCCUGACGUGUCCGAGGAGGCCAAGGAGGAGCAGAAAGGCCUGUCAGGCCAGCCAGCCAGUGACAACACCGGGAAGCCCAUGGUCCUAAAGCUCUCACGGAAGGAGGGCCCCCCAGGGCCCGUGGAGACAGAGUCCAUGGUCUGA